Molecule: messenger RNA, 2896 nt
Organism: Bombyx mori (domestic silkworm)
Lineage: Eukaryota; Metazoa; Arthropoda; Insecta; Lepidoptera; Bombycidae
Product: probable cytochrome P450 49a1-like
Exons: 10
Coding region: 360-1997 (545 amino acids)
Molecular function (GO): heme binding; iron ion binding; monooxygenase activity
Source: RefSeq, a predicted model, not a curated record
UUGAAUGCAUUAAACAUUGGUGCGUCGCGAACGUAACACUGGUCAACGACCAGCACGCGAUAAUAUAAACAAUACUAUUUUAUAAUUGUUGUUGUGUCAAAACAAAACUAUUCGCCAUUUUAUUUUGCGUCACUUGUUUUUUUUUUUGUUUUUAGUGAACGUAGUUUUGUCGUUCGACUUUUGAACUAAUAUAAACUUUUUAAAUUAAAUCUUUUGAACUUAGAUUUUCGCGCGUUUUUUUACACGAACAUUGUUCUUUUUUUUUCAAUUAACUGUUUCAAAAAUCGAAAAUGUUUAUAAACGUGUGAGACAUUUCGUUUUAUUUUCUUUUGUUGUUUUCUUCCGUGAUAAUUAAAAACAUGAAAAUGGCGAAGUCAACAGUUGUGAUUCGUCAAUCAUUACUCCAACGACAAUGUCGUCGCCACAUCGCUGGUUCGUCGUCCAGUCGCACUUCAACAUCUCCUCAGCGACGGAACGCAGCCGCAACAGCAUCAGCCACGGCAACCUGCUUGAAACCAUUCAACGAGAUCCCUGGACCCAUGGCUUUGCCCAUGUUGAGACACUCGGCUCAUAUCCUACCGAAAAUCGGUAAUUUCCACCAUACUGUAGGUUUGGAUGUACUGGAAAACCUUCGUAAGAAAUAUGGAGAUCUAGUGCGACUGUCGAAAGCCACGAGGACUCGUCCCGUACUAUACGUAUUUCACCCUGAGAUGAUGAGAGAGGUGUAUGAGAGCGGUCAAACGGAGCCACCACAUUUCGAUCGCUCGCCACUGUGUCAUCACAGGAAAGGCGUCGGUAGCCUCUGUCCUAUGCACAAUGAUGAAACAAAGGCCGUGUGGAGUGGCCUUCGAUUGCUGCUACAAGAGGAAGCGAUCUUGAAGAACUACGAUGCUGCGUUCGAUGACAUCGCUACUGACGUCACCAGGAGACUUGAGGAACUGCGGUGCAAAGGGAAUGUCCUUAACGAGGAAUUGGAAACGGAGAUAUAUAGAUGGGCCCUCGAGACUGUGGGGAUGAUGUUGUUUGGCAUCAGACUCGGCUGUCUGGACGCUCGCAGGACAAAAUCAGGAGCCGACUUGUCCCCAACAGAAGAACCCGUCGAAGGUUUAUCUCCGGCCGAGAGGCUGGUCCGGUGUAGCCGGCAGAUCUCUGAGGGCGCCUUCUUGGUGCGAAGUGAGGAAACUUUGAAGACCGAGUCCCAAACAUUCAACGAUGCCUUGAAGUCAUUCGACCGACAUCUGAGCUUAACAGAGCACUUCCUAAUCAAAGCGAUCCAUACGAUGACCUCGUGUAUUACGAGACCGGAACAAGUACUACUCGAUAAAUUGAGGCCUCUGGAGAGAAGACUACUUCCCUUGGCGUCGGAUAUGCUACUGGCGGCUGUCGACCCUCUAGCCCAGACCGCCCUAACGAUGUUCUACCAGCUCUCCAUCCACGCGGCCCACCAGCAGCGCGCCCACGACGAGGUGCUGUGGUGCAGCGCGUCCCGGGCGGCCGGCGCUGCGCCCCCCGCGGCCCCCGCGCGCCACUCGGUCCCCGCCGCGUCCCCCGCGCCCCCCGCCCCGCAGUACGUGUCGGCGUGCGCGCGGGAGACGCUCCGCCUGCAGCCCCCCACCGGGGGGGUCGUCAGGCGGAGCGUCGACAGCUUGGUGCUCGAUGGAUUUGAAAUACCUGCCGGGGUAGACAUCGUUUUAGCGCACGGAUUAACGAGCAAGGAAGAAAAACAGUGGGGUAGAGCUAAAGCCUUUGUACCUGAACGAUGGUGUGACGAUGGCUGGCAGCCUCUGAAGGCAUCCAGGGCUCAUCACCUAGCCUCCAUGCCCUUCGGCGAAAAGUGCCCGGGGACAGGCAUCUCUAUAAAGAUGCUCACAUCUCUGGCUGCAAGAAUCACCGAGAGAUAUAGGAUAGAGUGGCAUGGACCGGCUCCCGCACUGACUCUACAUGGAGUCAACAAAAUACAAAGACCUUAUUAUUUUGUGCUACAGAAUGCUUCGUGAUAGUGUCUCUAUGUAGAGUUCCACUGGUAGAGAUUAUAUGUGUGCCCCCUACUUCUUUCACUCUGUAUUGUAAUUUUAAUUAUUAUGUUUAGAUUUUUUAACUUUUGAUUAAUUAGAUAUUAUUUUAAACUACCAAUAUUAUUUAAAAACUUUUUUUGCUAAUAUACGCGAUAAAGUGAUAAAUAUAAAAUAAGAAAUAAAAUAAAAAAAAGCUUUAAAAAAACAACAGAGAACUAAUUGUUAUGGACACCAGGUUGGAUCGGAGUUCCUUUUCAUAUAAUUAUAUUAUUUAUGUUUGUAUUAAGUCAUCAUUAAGUAAAAAAUAUAAGACAUUCACAAGUAUUUUUAUCAAUAGAAAAAAAAGGAGUCUAGCAACAAAACAACGUGUUUAUAAUUAAAAAAAAAGAUUUUAUAACUAAAAUUAAUAAGAAUAAUAAGGUAGAAUUAUAACUAAGAAAAAUAGAACUAAAAUUAAUAAGAUAGAAUUAACGGCAAGCUAAAUUGAUCGUAAAGAGUUUCAAUUUCCUCAGUGACCGGGACGAGCCUCAAAAAUCACUGCAUAAAAAAAUUUCGAUUUUUGAGGUCGUUUUUUCGAUGUACCUCUUUUUUCGUAAAGCAAACAAACCUGAACAAACUACUGGCUAAUUAAUAAAAUUUUCGAAUGAAGCUCUGAAUUAUUACCCAUACUAUUACCAUUACGCCAUAUUAAUGCGCCUUAUGUUUUAACAAGACGACAUUGCAUUUGUAAGUUGCGUAACAAUUUUCAUUAUUUUCCAAUAUAUUUUGUAUUAACACGACUAGAUGAGACAGCCGUCGUGCAGUUGUACAAACAAACGGGACGUUCGAACCUAAUGCCUAUUGUAAUAAAGAUAGGCAAAUAAAAGUUUUAUAAUUACUGA